GUUAGUAAUCUUUAUUCUGAUUAGAGUGCGAAAAUCGAGGCAAAAGGGAGAAUAAUACGUCCUUUUUCGGCUCGAAGUAAUUUACAGUUUUGAUAAAAAUCGUAUCUGAAACAUAAUUGUCUCAGAAUUUCCCAAACAAAGGACCAUUAAGCUUGAAGACACUUUCACAAAGUGUUCCCGCCAUUGCAGAAGCCGAGUGUGUCUGACGGGCAACGUGAACUGUGAUUCAUGGAUGAAUGAAAACAUGGUGGCUGUCAUCUCGUGAACAUUCUGUGUUCUAAAAUUCCUUCCACCGUUUGACUUAUUCAAGAUGGCCGGAAAACCAGCACAAGUGAACACCUUAUUGCAAUAUAGGUUUGUAAAGAAACCGGAGAACAGACUUUCGCACAGCGGAGAAUCGAAUGGUUCCGAUUCGGCAGAUGAAGAAAUCAACAAUGGAAUUGCUAGAACGGCAUCUCAGGAAAGCACGCAAGAGUAUGUGUACAGUCCACCAAGCACAACCACCGUACCAGAAUCUCCUAUGGCAGGUUCAAGCUUCCCAAGUAGUCCGACUUCUCCUGUGUUUGUGUCAAGGAAAGUGAUUCGACCCUUGUCAGUUGAAUCAGACGAGUCUCAGGACAUAGGCAGCUCUACAUCGCUGUCUAAACAACAGGGGAAACAGAAUCAUAUUGCCAAUGGGUCUUCUAGCAAAGACAAACUGAAAAAAUUUCGGAGACUCAAAGCUAUGUCUGAAAGUGACUCGGAUGAUGCUGCCCCUGCUGUGUCUAGACACUCGCCAAAAGAGGAAGACACACGCAGUCGCAUUGAGAAGAUCAACCACCUGAAGAGCAUGUUUCCCAUCCGAGCCAGUAGCCAGCUUGGUGAUGCUGUGGACCUGUUUGAUGGAAAUGUUGACCAGAUAGUCACCUCCCUAAUGAAUGGAAAGUUUGACAGGGAAUUGGUUGACAGAAAACGAAAGCGGAGUUGUGAGGAGAGUUCCCCACCUCUUGAAGGACGCCAGUUUAAGCGUAUCCGUAUAAUGCAGAGUAGUGACAGUAUAGAAACUGUAUCUCCAAACAGCUCCCAGUCCACUCAGCUCGACUCACAAACACAGGAUCAGAGGCUUGGCCUAUUACUGGAGGCAUUCCCCGACAAGCCUAAUGAGGUGUUACUGAAAGCCCUUGAGGACCACAAUUGGUCUGCAGAAGACGCCAUGCUUGCUUUGUCAUCGGGAGUGCAAAAUGGGAAUGAUUCCAAAACCAAGAAAAAAGAGAAAAAGAAAGUAUCCAGAAGGGAGGAAGAUCUGUCAGAUGAAGACGAUGAUUAUCUCGAUGAUGGCUGGGACAGUGAUGACAGCAUGGAGGAGGAGGAAGCAAUGGGCCAGACUGAGAUGAUCCUGUCAUUCUUCGAGGAGGCCACAGUGGAAGAGCUGACGACUGUCCCGGGAUGUUCCCGGAAGAAGGCGGAACUGAUCGUCACACAACGGCCAUUCAGCAGCUGGGACAGUCUGGUGCAGAAGUUUGAGUCGACCAAGUCCCUGUCCUACAACCUGAUCAGUGGCUGCAAGGAGACCAUCCAUGUCCGAACUAUCGUCACAAAACUGAUGAAGAGAUGUGAGAAGAUUGCGGAGGAGAUGGAGUCUGUUGUGUCCAGCUUGACCGACCCUUCUGCCACCGGGGUCGAGACGGACAGAAUCACCAAACAGCCAGAUCUCCUCAGUAAAACGUUUGAACUGAAGCCAUAUCAGAUGAUCGGACUGAACUGGCUACGUAUCAUGCAUUCUCAAGAACUGAAUGGGAUCCUUGCUGAUGAAAUGGGUUUAGGGAAGACCAUUCAGGCUAUUGCAUUCCUCACCCAUCUCAUAGAGCAGGGUGACACUGGACCCCAUGUCAUCAUCGUACCUUCAUCAACAAUAGAUAACUGGUUACGCGAGGCCAGGAACUGGUGCCCAUCAAUGAAGGUCAUCAUGUACUAUGGCAGUCAGGAUGAACGCCGAAUAGUCCGGCAUCGGAUUCUCAUGGAUGGAAAGAGAAACUUCAAUGUUUUACUCACAACGUACACGAUAGCCACAGGGUCGGUGGAAGACCGGUCUCUCUUCAAGAAAUGUAACUUCCACUACGCUGUGUUUGAUGAAGGGCACAUGCUGAAGAACAUGGCCUCUCUACGCUUCCAGAAUCUGAUGAAGAUAAGGGCUGAACGCCGCCUCUUGCUGACCGGAACCCCACUGCAGAACAACCUGGUAGAACUCAUGUCAUUGCUCUGUUUUGUCAUGCCAGAGCUCUUUAUUGGAAAAACAGAACCAUUGAAAAGGAUUUUUGCUAUGAUCAGUAGAGAUGACAGUCAGGGGCGUUACGAGAAAACUAGAAUAGCACAAGCUAAGAGGAUCAUGAAGCCUUUUCUACUGAGAAGACUCAAAAGUGAAGUUCUGAAGCAGCUGCCCGCCAAGACAGAGGAGGUAGUCCGGUGUCCGAUGAUCCCCGACCAGCAGGAGCUGUAUGAGUCACUGAUUGGCCAAUACGCCCGCCAGAUGGACAACAGUGACAGUCCAAAUGGUGGCAUGUCCAUGUUCAUGCAGCUCCGCAAGGUGGCCAACCACCCACUGCUGGUGCGCAACCACUACACAGACGAGAAGCUUAUAGCCAUGUCCAAACAGAUUGCCAAGGAACCCUCCCACAGAGACCGAGGAGCUCUGCCCCACCUUAUACAGGAAGACAUGGCUGUACUGAACGACUUUGAUAUAAAUAAUCUCUGUCAACAAUACAAGAAAUAUAUAGGUUCCUUUGCAUUAGACAUCAAUCUGAUCAGUGAGUCUGGGAAGUUCCGGAUGCUGGAUGACCUGCUGGAGAAGUAUGAGAAUCAGGGUGACCGAGUGUUAUUGUUUAGUCAGUUUGUGAUGAUGCUGGACAUCAUGGUGCCCUACCUGAAGGAGAAGGGGAUACGGUUCCUGAGACUAGAUGGAGGUACACCAGUUCCAGAGAGACAAAAGUUGAUAGACGAGUUUAACAACGACCCUGAGAUCAUGGUGUUCCUGCUGUCAACACGGGCGGGCGGACUGGGCAUCAACCUGACGGCAGCCAACGUGGUUAUACUACACGAUAUAGACUUUAACCCUUACAAUGACAAGCAGGCAGAGGAUAGAUGUCACAGGCUGGGACAGACGAGGAGCGUGAAGAUUGUGCGCCUGUUGUGUCGGGACACCGUGGAGGAGGGCAUGUUCCGAUGUGCCCAGGAGAAACUCAAGCUGGAGAGAGACGUCACCAAGUCAGAUAAAGGUGAGAAUGAAGAGGAUACAAGUGAUGUGGUGUCCCUACUGAAACAGGCAUUCGCUGAGUACAAGAAGAAGACCUCAUGACACCGUCACAUCGUAGAUCAUUGUUCAUCACAUCACCAGUCAUCAGCAUCUCGUGCAUUUCACUAUCGGAACGUGCUAUGUCAUGUAUGAGCUUUCAUCAGUGUGUGCAGCAUUUCAGAGUUGCCAUCCAGGCUUUAUCCAGAACUUCCCUAAAGUCUCUAUUUAUUGAUUCGGUUCAGGGGAUUCCUAUAGAUUCGGUAAACCGCGGUUUUUCGAAACGUCACUGAUCACUGCUACGGUCAACCUUUUUUACAAGCGGCAAAUGAAGUUGUAUAUAUGUAUCUCUGAAUGUAAUGCAGUCACUAUGAUGGUAGUACUGUGUACUGAAUCAGUUAAUGAAAAUGAAAAAAACCCAAAAAGUGAAAUGAUGGUAUUUGGAUAUGUUUCUUAUCUCACAAACAAACAAACAAGCAAACAAACAUAUCUCACCUUGCAUGCCCCGGGAAGGCACCAUCAGGUAAUCUCCAUUCUGUACUCUCUCUAGUCGUAGAAGCGACUUACUUGAUCUGUGGUGAGGAUUGGUGAUGUGAUAGGUAUUAUGUCAUCAUACCCCAAUCGUUGCUCAUGAUAUCACCCCCUGGAUUGUCUUGUUCAGGCUGCUCAUAUAAAUGGAAUAUUGCUAAGUAUAGCAUUAAAUAUAAAUGACCAACACACAUAUGCACACCUUUCUUUAACAGUUGAGGUCAAUAUGUCUGUGUGAUGUUUUAUAUUUCACAUGAUAGUUUAGUUUAAACUUAACAUUAUCAGUUAUAUUUUUCUAAAAUUCUGAAACCCGACAGAUUGUUAUUCAUUGUGCCAUGUGACAUCUUUACACUCCAAAAUGAAUUCAUUGUCAUACAAUUAACCUAAGUAAGUAAGUAAGUAAGUAAGUCAUAAGUGAUGACAGUGUUAUCAACUCCACAAGGGAAUUCCUGAAUAGAGCCAUUUUCAAAUGUUGUUUUGUGUGAGGCUACAGCAGUGUUUAUUCUUUUCUCAAGUCGUCUUUGCUUCUCAAAGUCAGUCAUUUGUAUACUGUGUUCAUAUUUCGUCUGCAGAAAUAAGACUGCAGAAAUAAGAUGUGAUUUUGUUCAGUUUUGAAAACUGAGUCUUGUCUGUGUAAUUGAUUUUUGAUGGGUUAGAAAAUACACAUCUCUUUGACAUGUGAAUGUUCCUAGUUGUCACCAAGAUUGAAAACUACUUUAAUGAUGUAUUAGCAUCAUGAGGGUAAUACACAAUGGUUAAUUAUUGAGAAUACAGGCUAAUUUUUACUCUUUAAGUUACUCUAACACUAUUCUUGGAAAAUAGACAGUUAUGUUUUACGGGAAACUUUUUAUGAAGUUCGUAUAUUUUGGCCAGGCCCUUUUUCCUGACAGCACAGCCCUAAUACAUGUAUGUGCCAUAGUUGAAAACAAUUUAUAAUUUGUGGUUUGAAGGAAAUUAUAAUGACAGUAUUUUUUACAUCAUUAUCUCUGUAUGUUUGUUCCUCCCAGGUGAGGGGUGGACAUUUGCCUAUAAUUGACCCUGACGAGAUUGCUUUGAUCAAUUUGACAUGCUAGCCAAUCUUGGAACAAUGACUUGGCCAGUGGUAUCGAGCUGUAAAAUGAAGGCUUACACCUUCCUCAUGUGUUAGUAGAUUUAUCACUAAUUUUGGUUGUUAUGGGAUAAGAUUUGGUCUGGCAUGAAGACAAAUACUACUUUACUCUUAUCUCAUUUUGUAUUAAACCGAGGGUAAUGUCUUCAUAAGAUCAAAAAUGCAUUAUAUCACUAUAGGGAAUAUCUGUGAUAAUAUAGGGUACAUGGAU
Haliotis rufescens (red abalone) is the source of this 5112-nucleotide messenger RNA. Its product is annotated as SWI/SNF-related matrix-associated actin-dependent regulator of chromatin subfamily A containing DEAD/H box 1 homolog. Lineage: Eukaryota; Metazoa; Mollusca; Gastropoda; Lepetellida; Haliotidae. The record is from RefSeq and is a predicted model, not a curated record. Bases 311 to 3331 code for a protein of 1006 amino acids. Gene Ontology annotation, molecular function: chromatin binding; ATP-dependent chromatin remodeler activity; DNA binding. Gene Ontology annotation, cellular component: nucleus. The transcript has 21 exons.